AUGUGCAAGAUUUCGAACAAGAUGAUCAAGCUCUCGAAAAUGUCCAAAACCGACGUUCAAGUGUUUUUGACGAAUCGACGAUUCGAGGAACAUUUGGAAGUAUUUCGAAAUUGCAACGGAUCGACGCUUCUGAAGCUCCCGCGAAAGUUCAUCAUCGACAAGUGCGGCGUUGCUGAUGGAAUUCGCCUCUACAACAUUUUGCAAACGCACCAGAAAAAUGAACAGCUGCGGAAAGCGGCUAGAAAGCGGUCAGAGUCCUACAGGCCUUACAAUAAUGAAGAUCCGAUGAGCUCUUCCGACGAGUCUUCGGAUGAGUUCGAACCGAUGGAGUUGGUUGAAGCGUGUGAAGAGGUGGAGAGCUCUUUUGAAAAACCAAAGUAUCAACUUCCUGGAGUGAAAUUGAAGGUGGAUGUGAUACGAACCCGACUGGCUCGGUUAACAGGAGCUACUGAGACGGAAAUUGGUCGCAUCGUCGAGGAAAAGGUCAACCCGGAAGGAGAAACCGUGAAAGUCAUCCUCACUGACGAAUAUCUUCAAAAAGAUCACGAAAAUGUCGAAAAUCGAAUUUUCAAGUUUUAA
Oikopleura dioica is the source of this 579-nucleotide messenger RNA. The record is from the annotation of a GenBank genome assembly. Lineage: Eukaryota; Metazoa; Chordata; Appendicularia; Copelata; Oikopleuridae.